AUGUUUAAAUAUGAAAGGCAUCCAAAUAUUCUUCGACUUCUUGGGUAUUUUCAAGAUGAUAUAUAUUUUGUUCUAAUCCUUGAAUAUGCAGCCAAAGGAGAACUUUAUAAACAACUUGUAAAAUCAGGUAGACUUAAAAAAAAAAAAGCAUCAAGGUAUAUUGCACAAACAGCUAGAGCAUUAAGUUAUAUUCACCAAAAACAUGUUAUUCAUCGAGAUAUAAAACCAGAAAACUUGUUGAUAGAUUUGAAUGAUGAGAUCAAGAUUGCAGAUUUUGGAUAG
This is a messenger RNA of Dentiscutata heterogama, 282 nucleotides long. The record is from the annotation of a GenBank genome assembly. NCBI's taxonomy places the organism in Eukaryota, Fungi, Glomeromycota, Glomeromycetes, Diversisporales, Gigasporaceae.